UCAUAUACACAUCAUUCCAAGUUCAAGUGGGUGUACCAUAGAUAAAUAAGAGAAUACCGAAAAUAUCAACUUUUAUUAAUGAUAUUUUAUGAUUUUUACGAAUAGCAUACGAUCAUUUGUUGGUAUAAUGACCAAGAGGCAACUUUUACUGCUGUCAUCUUCAAGAGUACAUGGUCAUGAAUAUUUAGAAUUCGCACAAGAUGAUAUUUGUGACCUUUUAAAUCUAAACAAAGUAUCUACGAUCCUUUUCAUUCCUUAUGCUUUAAAAGACCAUGACGCAUAUGUGAAAACUGUUGAAAAACCUUUUAAAAAGUGGGGUUUUGAAGUAAUUGGUAUACACACUACAAACCCUCUAGAAGCUGUAAACAAAGCAGAAGCAAUUUUCAUAGGUGGAGGCAAUACGUUUCGCCUUUUAAAAACUUUGUAUGACUUAAAUUUAGUAAAAGCUAUUAGAAAACGCGUCACGGAACAAGGAAUUCCAUAUAUCGGAGCCAGUGCAGGUACAAACGUGGCUACAGUGAGCAUUAACACUACCAAUGAUAUGCCAAUUGUAUAUCCACCUUCAUUUAAAGCCCUUGAAUUGGUACCUUUCAACAUAAAUCCUCACUAUGUAGAUCCUGAUCUUAAUUCGACUCAUAAAGGGGAAACUAGAGAAGAACGAAUAAUGCAGUAUCACGAGGAAGAUGAAUCUUACACUGUUUUAGGGCUGAGGGAGGGUUCUUUGUUGUCUGUAGAAGGAAAUGUUGCUAUUUUAAAAGGAGUAACAGGAGCAAGAUUAUUUGUUAAGGAUAAAGAACCAGAAGAAUUUAAAGUGGGAAGUAACUUAAGCCAUUUACUUAAAGGAAAUUAACAAUUUAUGUAAAAAUAAACGUUUUAAAGUAUUAAAAACA
Molecule: messenger RNA, 890 nt
Organism: Psylliodes chrysocephalus
Lineage: Eukaryota; Metazoa; Arthropoda; Insecta; Coleoptera; Chrysomelidae
Source: the annotation of a GenBank genome assembly